Molecule: messenger RNA, 3138 nt
Organism: Morchella importuna
Lineage: Eukaryota; Fungi; Ascomycota; Pezizomycetes; Pezizales; Morchellaceae
Exons: 4
Coding region: 1-3138 (1045 amino acids)
Source: RefSeq, a predicted model, not a curated record
AUGGACAAAGACGAAUAUGACGAGUUUGGUCUCCGAAUACGUCGGACUCCCGCUCCCGCUCCCCAACCCGCUCAAAUGAAGCCUACCACGCAAACCAGCGCUCCGAUCUCCGCAACUCCACCUCCACCUCCGCCCCCGCCUCCACCUCCCCCGCCUCCACCUCCCCCGCCUCCACCACCUAUCAGCGAGAUCUCCGCUUCAGACAAGAAAUGGAACGAGAAAAAGAUGUUCUCGGAGGACCCGUCGGACCCAACGUCCACCAUUGGUACUGGCGGCCCCGUCUCGGAAUGGUCCCACCAGCAGAUUGUCCGUCGCGCUGAAGACACAGACCAUAAACCUGGGCCGGUAGAGGAGGAUAUCGAGUGGCAGGAGAUGCCGGCCUUUGCGUCCCAAGAUCUGUAUGACGACGAUGGGCGUCUGAUUGCGAAAGCUGCAGUCGACUCGGACGACGAGGACGUUAAGGGCGGCGCGGCGAAGGGCUACACGCGUGUGUAUGACGAUGAGGACACCCAAAGUGUGACAAGCAUGGAUGAGAAUACGAGUUAUCUGUUUAAGGAGGGGACAGAAGACGACGAAGCGUCGCGCAACCCGCUCAGUCAGAUGCAGGCGACAAAGGAGCUGCUAACGGAGGGACAGAGGAUUGCCUAUGUGGGUGUGUGUAAGCUGGCAGUGGAGGAAAUGACAGCGGAGGUAGCGAAGCUCGAGGGAAGUAAGGGAAAGAACGUCAAGAAGGAGCUCAACGCGGCCAGGGAGAGUAUGAAGAUGUGGAGCCAGAAGAUGAUGGUGAGGUUGUAUAUGCACAUGGAUAUAUCUCCUGCUGAGCAAAUUAUGAUUGAACAACUUGCGGAGCACGGUGUGCUUUCGAGUGAUCUUACGCCUACCCUUCUCAAGAACUCCCGAGUCUCUAAUCCAAUGGCUGCUGCUGCGGCAACUACACCGACUUCACCACGGCAGUCUGUACUAUCGGACAGUAGCUCAAUCCCGCCUCCGUAUUCAGAGAAAGACCUUCCGUCCGUUCAGGACCCCUCGCAGCUGAACUCCCAGACCCUCGAUAUCGACAUCCGCUGGACAGUCCUCUGCGAUCUGUUCCUAGUCCUCAUCGCCGACAGUGUUUACGAUGCACGUUCUCGCGUUCUCCUUGAGCGCGUUGGCAACAUGCUCGGUGUCCCAUGGCUCGAUAUCUGCCGCUUCGAGAAGCGCGUAACAGACGCCCUCGAGAUCCAGGAAUCCACUGAGCAGAACUGGAGCGAGCAGGAGCACAUGGAUACGCGGAUGAAGCGCGCCAGGAACAUGCGAUACAUGAUGAUGGGUCUUGCGACUAUUGGAGGAGGUUUGGUAAUUGGGUUGAGUGGUGGGUUGCUGGCGCCUGUUAUCGGCGCAGGUUUGGCUGCUGGGUUCACUACGAUCGGAGUCGCAGGGACAGGCACAUUCUUGGCCGGGGCCGGAGGUACGGCCAUGAUUGCGAGUACGAUGGUUGCGUCAGGUGCGGCAAUUGGCGGAAAGGCUAGUUAUAAUAGGACGAAGAGUGUGACGACUUUUGAGUACAGACCACUGCAUAAUGCAAAACGUGUCAAUUUGAUCAUUACCAUCUCAGGUUGGAUGAGUGGAAAGGUCGACGAUGUGCGAUUGCCGUACUCAACGAUAGACCCGAUUAUGGGGGACCUUUUCUCUGUCCAUUGGGAACCCGAGAUGUUGACCUCCAUGGGGAAGACCAUCAAUAUCCUCGCCACAGAGGUCCUAACACAAUCCCUCCAACAAAUUCUUGGCUCUACUGUGCUCGUUGCACUCAUGGCCUCUCUCCAACUUCCAGUCGUCCUUACAAAGCUCUCUUACCUCCUCGACAACCCCUGGUCUGUCUCUCUUGACCGUGCUAAUGCCGCAGGCCUUAUUCUUGCCGAUUCACUCAUCAAUCGUAAUCUCGGUGUGCGCCCUGUAACGCUCGUUGGUUACUCCCUUGGUGCCCGUGUGAUUUUCUCUUGCCUCAAGGAGCUCCAGCGUCGCCGCGCUUUUGGCCUUGUCCAGAACGUAUAUAUUUUCGGCUCCCCCGUCGUCGUCAAGAAGGACGAAUACUCAAAGGCCGUCUCUGUCGUUGCAGGCCGAUAUGUUAAUGGUUACGCUAGAAACGACUGGAUCCUGGGCUAUCUCUUCCGUGCGACAUCAGGAGGAAUCUUGCGUGUUGCUGGACUUGCGCCAGUGGAGGGCAUCCCCGGUGUAGAGAACGUAGAUGUCACAGACCUUGUUGACGGACACAUGGCAUAUCGCACUGCGAUACCGAAGCUCCUCCGAAAAGUUGGCUUCAUUGUGCUCUCGGACGAGUUUACGGAGAUUGAAGACCCGGAUCCAGACCGUCAUCGGGAGCGUCAGCGCGAACUAAUCAGUGAGCUGGACGAGGCGCGGAAGGAGCUCGACAAGAAGAAGCGGUUUACCUUCUUUGGCCGCGGUAAAGAAGCCGCAAAGAAAAAAGAAUGGGAAACCUACGAAGACCCCUCCGUCACCGCCGCCAAAGAGGCGGCCGCAAAAAAGAAAAAAGAGGGGGAGCAGGAUCCCAACGCAGACGUCCUUUUCGACGUCGAUGCCAUCCGCGCAGAGCUGGCACGGUCAGGGCGCGAGGAGCUGUCAGUCAAAGAGCUGAAUAGUACUCUUCCGACGCUUAAGACCGGCUCGGGGAUGCUAGGUGCUCCCACGGCGAAUCUGCGUCACUCAAAGAGCUUUGGGGAUCAUCGCUCGCCCGUUAGUGCUGGGUAUAAGAGCUAUGGCAGCAACCCGCAACAUAAUGGCUUCGGCUACGAUAGCGACAGCGAAGACGAGUUUGGAAAUCGUCGAAGGAAGCCUGGUGAGGAGGAGGCAACUAUGACAUUUGAUACAGGCGGAUACCAACCGCCCCCUAGGACGAACUCUGGCGGGUAUGGUAAUCUUGGGCUUGGACAGAGUAGCAGGGGCGCAAGUGCGUACAGACCUCCGCAGCGGAGCACGUCCAUGUACACAACACCGAGCUAUGCUGCUGCCGGGGCUGCAGGUGCGGGUGCAGCAGUGGGUUUCGGCGCCAGUAUGGGCAUGGAAAGCCGGAACGUGUGGGCAGACGACGAUGAAGACGAGUUUGCGGGUGGGGAGGGCGAGAUGACGAUGACUUUUGCUUAA